AUGAAGUUUAAAAUACCCUACCCGGGUAACGAGAGCAACCUGUACUGGCAGCUGAAGUUGAAGUUGAGUCUCGUUUGCCCGCUCGAUGGUCGAGGUGGUCCCGUGGUGUUGGAGAGAGUGUAUAGUGAGAUGAGUGUCGAAGACCGGACCGUCCGGUGCUGCGGACGGGAACUGAGCGCGAGCGUUUCCGAGGUGAAGUUCCGGCUGCAGAGGAACUGGAUCAAGACGAAGAAGCUCACGGCCAGGGCGUUCGACGUCGACAGUUUGCGGAGGGGUGCCGGCGUGAAUGUGCAAGAUGACAACGGGUACACUCCACUACAUCACGCCUGUUUACGAGGGCACAAAGAGAUAGUCCGCUUACUGCUGUCCGUUGACGCGCUGCCAUGCGCCGUGGACAAGAAGGGCGCUACGCCCCUCCAUCUGGCGGCGUGGAAGGGAGACUCCGACAUAGUCUCCAUGCUCCUAGCUCACAACAACCCCACAGUCAACAUCGACCAAUGGACCUCGGAUCAGGAGACGGCACUGCUGAUAGCCGCCCAGUUCGGCUACGUGGACGUGGUGGCCCAACUCCUGGCGCGAGGGGCGGACGCCGAGCUGAGGAAUAUGAAGGACGAGAGCGCCCUCGACCUGGCCGCUCAGUACGGAAGGUUGGAGACAGUACAGCACAUGCUCAGAGUGAGACCGCUUUUAGUGCAGCCAUACAAGUAUCCCAGUUGCAGAGAUAAGAUCUUCUCUUCCUCCACGCCGUUGCAUCGCGCCAGCAAGAAUGGGCACAAGGAGGUAGUCUCGGCGCUCCUCGACGCCGGGUUCGAUCCCAACGUGCGCUCGUACUCCGGCACGCCGCUGCACGAGGCGGCGUGCUUCGGGAAGGCGUCCGUUGUGCGGAUUCUGCUCGCCAAGGGAGCGGAUCUCCACGCGGUCGACAACAGGGGUCGAACGGUGGACGCGCUGCUCGGCGAGUACUCCGGGGAGGCGAUAAAGCGCGUGAGGCGCGUGAUACGCGAGUACGAAAGCGUGGUGGGCAACUACCACGAGAGCGAAGAAGAGCUGCCUCCAUUCCCGGUGCAAGGGUACAGCCCCACCGGCUACCCCAACUCCGCCCUUAUGAAGGCCCCAGAGACCCAGAAAAAUACUAACAAAAGUGAAAGCUUAUUUCCAUCUUCAUCGUCUCUAACAAAAAGUACUCCUCAAAGUUUUGUCAAAAAGCUUGCUUCUAAAUGCUUGGGCCUAAAAGCGAAGUUUAACUCUGCUCCUAAUAUCUCUAACAGUUCGGGCUUAGAGUCGGAAAGUGAUGUUAAAUCAAAGCAUUCGGAUAGUAAAAACUCGGCGAAUACUCUACUUAUCGUAAACAAAUCCGGGCUACCAAAAAUAAAAUCAGUACCUUCAAACCUAGAAGAACCGUAUGCCGUUGUUAACGUUAAACAAAUAGUCAAGUCGCCGGAAAGUCCAACUUACGUGACCAUGUCCCCUUACUCGUCAAUGGCAUCCUCCUACGGGCGCUACUCCGUUAAAGACAUAGCCGAGGUCAUAUCGCUAGGUGGCAACUCGACAUCAGCCGACACUAACCCAACGUGUGCUUCCGAUACUACGCAUUCGCUGCUGCGCAAAUCCAGCUCGUCGGAACACUCGGGCCACUGGUCGUUGCAGUCGUGCAACUCGAACGUGACGAUAAAAUCUGACGCCUCAUUCAAAACGUGCCUGGAGGAGUCCUCCGAGGGGGGCUCCGAUGUCGGCUCGCAUUCGGACGAGGACACAUCAGACGCGGAGACUGUAAAGUCAGACAUAAGCACCGCCAAGCGGCCUUGGGUGCACAGCGACUCGUUCAGAUUCGGCGACUUCGGCCCCGACGAGAUCGCUACGAUCUCGGAGGAGGCCGAAUCGAAGGAGUCUAAAUGCGAGAGCGGUAUUAGCGUCGAGUGCUCGGAGAGCUCGUCCGGUUGCGAGGGCGAUAGUGGUGUUCCGGGGGCUGGGGUGGCGCUUGAGUGUGCUUCGCUUGAGCGGGUGUGGGGGCGCGGGGGUGUUCGCAGCGGGUCGGGGCGGCGGAGGUGGGACGAGGGGGAGGGCACGAGCGAGGGGGACGCCCUUAGCGUCUCCAGCGCCGCCUCGAGCUGUGCCCCCUUGCACCUGGCGCACCAUCACGACUACAGCAAGGUCUCGCCCACACCCCCCAAGAAACCCCCCAGACGCAACCUGUCAGUGUCCCCCACCCACGCAAACUCCCCCUCAUCAGGGUACAGCUACGAGCUGAGGGCGCACGCGAGGAGUCAAGACGAUCUGGACGAGAUACAGGGUGCCAAACACCACCUCAAGCACGGGCGCUCGGUAGACCAGUACGUUGACGGUAAACUGUCUUACGCGGAAUACGAGGAGAAUCACAACUCGCCGCGGGCCGUACCCGUGCCUAAUCCGCGGCCCAGUCUCAAGCACCGCUCGCAGCCUGUCGCCAUCACGGCUAUGUACGAGAAUGUCGUGAUAAAAGAGCAGAAUCCGAGACGGAAGCUGAGACGGAACAAUUUCGCGCCGCCUUACGAGAACGUGGAGCUUCGCAGGGGCGACGGCAGAGCGAACAGAGGCCAGGAGAGGUCGUCGCUAGAGAGCUUGCUGGACGACCAGUCGGCGAACAGUCCGAGCGAAUGUGACCGCUACUACGAUAGGCACAAAGCGCACAUUCCCCUGUCGCCGACCCACUACGAGCAACCGCCGACGCCCGACCACCCGCCGCCGUCAGCGAAACAGGCGGAGAACAGCAUACACGAACGGAUCAGGCCCUUGAGCCAGGAGUACAAGCGGAGGUCCAUGCUGCGCGACAGUCAGACCGAAACUGAGAUGUGCUUGCUGCGGGCAGCGUCCGCAGCGUCCGUGGCUAGUGGCGCCACGGACCGAAGCGGAAAUACGGACAACUGCGUCGAGGAAUAUGUCUGCGACGUACCUUUCGCCGGACAGAAGUAUGAUGGACAAGACUUACUGUUAUCUCACAUU
Iphiclides podalirius (scarce swallowtail) is the source of this 2979-nucleotide messenger RNA. The record is from the annotation of a GenBank genome assembly. NCBI's taxonomy places the organism in Eukaryota, Metazoa, Arthropoda, Insecta, Lepidoptera, Papilionidae.